UCCCUUAUCUCUUUUUCAUGAGGUCUUAUUAUAAUAACCAGCCUUGUCGGUAUUGGGGUUGAAGAAAUGAAAACAAUGGUCCUCCUCUUUGGUCUAAAACAACUCCACAAACCCACCCCCCAUCUACUUUUCUACAGUCUCAUAUGAUACCUUCCAUUCAUAUGGUUUUUUGAGUAUUAUUUUUUGAUGAUAUGGGGCCGAAGACCGAAAAAUGAAUUACAAUUGCAUCUAGGACAGACUGUUCCCAGGCUGUGCCCGUUGAUUUCACAUUCAUGCCGCGUUGAGCAAAAGGCCUGCAGGUGUGUGUAUAUAUAUACACCAUUCCCAACUAUUUCAGCUCAUGCAAUUAUCCAACAAAAUGGAUUCCAAUAUCACCACUGAACUAGUAGCCUCUUCGCCUUCUCCUUCCACCAAUUCUUGGAAAUAUGAUGUCUUUCUUAGUUUUAGAGGUGCGGAUACGCGCUACGGCUUUACAGACCAUCUGCACAGCAGUUUGCUACGCAGGGGAAUUAACACCUUCAUGGAUGAUGAUCAACUCGAAAGAGGACAAGAUAUAUCAGAAGUGAUUAAUCCAGCAAUUAGAGAGUCGAGGAUUUUUAUCAUCAUAUUCUCUGAAAACUAUGCCUCAUCAAGUUGGUGCUUGGAAGAGCUUGCUAGGAUCAUUGAAUAUAAGAAUCCACAGCAGCAAAUUGUUAUCCCGGUUUAUUACAAAGUGGACCCCGCAGAUGUAAGAAACCAAAAGGGCCCGUUUGGUGAAGCAUUUGUUCAACAUGAAAACAGAUUCAAGGAUGAUUUGGAGAAGGUGUCGCGAUGGAGGGCGGCUCUUACGGAAGCAGCAAAUUUUCCUGGGAUGGAAGUUAACAAUUUUGGGCGUGAAUCCAAAUUUAUUCAUGAAAUCACUGAAAUGAUUUUACAAAAAUUAAACCGUGCCUAUUUGACAUAUGAGACGAACUAUCCAGUUGAAAUAGAUUCUCGCAUACGAGAAAUGAAUGAUCUUUUAGGUGAUGGAGUAACUGAUGUUCGCAUGGUAGGUAUAUGGGGGAUGGGAGGAAUUGGUAAGACAACACUUGCUAAAGCUGUUUAUAAUUCAGUUGCCCAUAAAUUUGAAGGUUCCUGCUUUUUGGGAAAUGUUAGAGAAAAUUCAGAGGCACCAGGAGGCUUAGUCCAACUACAAAAGACUCUUCUUCAUAACAUUCUCGGGCUGAAAAUAUCAAGAGUCACAGAUGUUUAUUCAGGAGUUAAUAUCAUUAAGAGUAGGUUGCGCCACAAAAGGGUUCUCCUAAUUAUUGAUGAUGUGGAUGACUUGAACCAGUUAAAAUACUUAGCUGGAAGCUCUGAUUGGUUUGGUGUGGGCAGUAGAAUUAUCAUAACAACAAGAAAUCUACAUUUGCUUCAUGCUCAUGGAGUUGACUUCACAUACAUAGUGAGGGAGCUAGAAUCUGAUGAAGCUUUGGAACUCUUCAGUUCUAAUGCCUUCCCAACAAAUAGACUUCCGGAUGAUUAUCAAGUACUCGCACGUAGAUUCGUAGGCUAUGCUCAAGGGAUUCCAUUAGCCCUCACAGCUAUGGGUUCACUUUUAUAUAAGAAAAGUAGAGAUGAAUGGCAGUCUAUAUUAGAAAGGUACGAAAGAGCUCCUGCCUCAAAUAUUCAUGAAAUCCUCAAAAUAACUAAAAAGGUACUGGACCAUCACAUCAAAAGACCCGAAGAAAAUGUCCUCACCAAUGUUGAAGAACAUGCUGGGGGACUAAAUGAAGCUGAAAGCAAUGAACUGAUGCUUGAACAAAAUGACACAAUCUCUGGUACUCCAGAAGUAGAAAGACUUCAAGGAAAAAUUUCUGAAACUUAUAACGAAGUUACAGGACUAAAUGAAGUUGAAAAUACUGCAAAGUUGCUUGGAGUUGAGACAUUCUCCAGUACUCAAGAAGAAGAAAGGAUUCAAGGACAUAUUAAUAGAACUGACGAUGUUACAGAGCCAAAUGAAGCUGAAAGCACAAGUACUCAAGUAGUAGAAACAGUUGAAGCAAAAAUUCUUGGAACUGAAGAUGUGACAGAACAAAAUGAAGAUGAAAACAAUGUAAACUUGGUUGAAGGAGAUAAGACAAUCUCCAGUAUUCAAGAAGAAGACUUGCUAGGAAAAACUCCUGGAACUGACGAUGCACUUUACAAUGCUGAAACCACAAAAAAGUUGGUCGACGGAGAUGAGACAAAUUCCAGCGCUCAAGAAGAAGAUAGGCUUCAAGGAAAAAUUCAAGGAACAGACGAUAUUACAGAGCCAAAUGAAGCUGAAAGCACAAGUACUCAAGUAGUAGAAACAGUUGAAGCAAAAAUUCUUGGAACUGAAGAUGUGACAGUGAGUUGCUUACAUAUUAAUAUGAGUGCUGCUAAGUUUCUUACAUAUCAACUUGUGUUUGACGGAUUGGACAAAUGUUUUAGUAUAAUAUUUUGA
Messenger RNA from Prunus mume (Japanese apricot), 2446 nucleotides. The record is from RefSeq and is a predicted model, not a curated record. Lineage: Eukaryota; Viridiplantae; Streptophyta; Magnoliopsida; Rosales; Rosaceae.